GUACGGGCGUACUGCCAGGUGUUGGCGGAAUGUCACCAAUGGGAAUACAGGGUAGUGGAAGGGGAAUACAAGGUACUGGAAGAGAACGACCACAAAGGCAUCCAUUUGGGGAUAAGAGGUUAGGAAACCCACCACAAACAGCUCCUCAACCACAACCAAAUUCACCAAUAAGUCAGCAACAACAACCCAACCCGCAAACAGAUCAACAACAACCCAACUCACCAGUAAAUCACCAACAACCUAAUCCGUCAAAAGCAUCACCAGUUCCGAAUGUUAGCCCGAAUGGAGUCGCUGAUCAGAACGCGCAUAAAACACAUGAGACAGAAAAUGCAAAACAGACGUCCAGUCCUUCUACAAACUCUGUCAAGCAUUCUAAUUCGCCACAAGGUGAUAGUGACCCGCGUCAUAACGAAACUACCGCAUCGAAUGGAGGUUUUAAGGAUGUGGGUUGUGACGG
Messenger RNA from Racocetra persica, 457 nucleotides. NCBI's taxonomy places the organism in Eukaryota, Fungi, Glomeromycota, Glomeromycetes, Diversisporales, Gigasporaceae. The record is from the annotation of a GenBank genome assembly.